AGUCGGAUCGUCGGUGUUUCGUGUGGCUGUCGCUUAGCUGGAUGCAAUACAGUGCAAUUUAUUUAUUGACGUGGUGUUUUGAGCUAGUGGUGAGCCCCCCUGGACGUGUUUCCAUGGAUUAAUCGACCGCCGAACGGAGAGAGAUGGGAGUGUAGAAGCGAGAGAAAAUGGAAAGCUGACCUAAGGAGAAACCUCCCCCCGAUACCAUUCUCCCGCAGUUCCCAGCCCGCUCUCCCGAAGAACUUGUGUAAAAAUAUUGAUAUUUCCAAACUUGUGUGAAUACUUUGAUUGCUAUAUAGUGCCAGUAGUUCGUACGUAUACCGAGACUUCGUACGUAUACUAUACGAGUUUAUAUUGUUGAAUUAGUGAUUAUUAAUCGUUAACAGAUAUAUAAUUCGGGUUACUGAACACGUUUAUUUGGGUUUAAUAUAUAGGACUGAAGUUGGUCUGCGGUUUUCACUGAAGUUUGGGAUUUUAAUAGGACUAACGGAUGUUCUUUCCUGAAGACUGUUUCAAUAUUGUGCUACUAUGUCGCGGCUCGACCCGCGCCGGUAACCAUCGUGAAUGACCGCCAUCUUCAGCAGCAGCGCCGCAACAGGCAGCAUGGACAUCAAGCACGAGAUGAUCUACCGUGACGAUGAUGUGUUGCUGGUGAAGACCGAGCCGCAGCUUCACUCGCCAUGCCAGCCGGCCAGCGGCAACGGCAUCACCAACCUGCUCGGCUCAUCCAACCUGUGCGCCGCCCCCAACGGUCUAGUCACCACGCUGGCCGGCAGCUCGGCGCUAUCCUCCGCCAACGGCCUGGUGGCCGUCGCCUCGAACAACGGACUCGGUGCCGGUGGACCUUUCAGCGGCUUCGGCGUGACGGGCGUCGCGGUCACGCCCAACAAGCGGCCGCGGACCGACGAUUGGCUCAGUUCGCCCAGUUCGGGGACGAUUAGUGUUAGUGCUCCGCCGCUCACCCCCUCGCCGGGGCCCCCCUCGCAGCCCUACACUGUUAUAAGUAAUGGAUAUUCGUCCCCCAUGUCGUCCGGUAGCUACGACCCCUACAGUCCCAACGGAAAAAUCGGACGCGAAGAUCUGUCUCCCCCCAGCAGUCUGAACGGAUACAGCGCGGACAGUUGCGAUGCGAAGAAGAAAAAGGGGCCCACACCUCGGCAACAGGAAGAGCUGUGUCUGGUGUGCGGCGACAGGGCAUCUGGGUACCACUACAACGCUCUGACUUGCGAAGGAUGUAAAGGUUUCUUCAGGAGAAGUAUUACAAAAAAUGCCGUCUACCAAUGCAAAUAUGGAAACAAUUGCGAGAUAGACAUGUACAUGAGGCGGAAAUGCCAGGAGUGCCGUUUGAAGAAGUGUUUGAGUGUCGGAAUGAGGCCGGAGUGUGUGGUUCCAGAGGUACAGUGUGCUGUGAAACGGAAAGAGAAGAAAGCCCAGAAGGAGAAGGACAAGCCCAACAGUACCACGAACGGAUCUCCGGAAAUGAUCAAAUUAGAACCAGAGAUGUUUUUCUUGCAGCUGUCCGAUUCUGAGAAGACCCUCACUAAUGGCGUCAAGCCCAUCUCGCCAGAGCAGGAGGAACUCAUACAUCGAUUAGUCUAUUUCCAAAACGAAUAUGAACAUCCCUCAGAAGAAGACGUCAAACGAAUCAUCAACCAACCAAUGGAAGGAGAAGACCAAUGUGAUAUUCGGUUUAGGCAUAUAACUGAAAUCACCAUUUUAACCGUACAACUUAUAGUAGAGUUUGCUAAGAGGCUACCUGGCUUUGACAAACUCUUACGAGAAGACCAAAUCGCUCUCUUAAAGGCAUGUUCUAGUGAAGUUAUGAUGUUCCGAAUGGCCAGGAGAUACGACGUUCAGUCAGACUCCAUCCUGUUCGUUAACAAUCAGCCAUAUUCUAGAGAUAGUUACAACCUGGCUGGUAUGGGUGAGACUAUUGAGGAUCUCCUACACUUCUGCAGGACAAUGUACUCUAUGAAAGUUGAUAAUGCUGAAUAUGCCCUACUUACAGCCAUCGUCAUAUUCUCAGAACGGCCAGCGCUUAUAGAAGGCUGGAAGGUGGAAAAAAUUCAGGAGAUCUAUUUAGAGGCUCUGAGGGCCUACGUAGAUAACAGAAGAAAGCCCAGGCCAGGCACUAUAUUUGCGAAACUGCUGUCCGUACUGACAGAACUCCGAACGCUCGGUAACCAGAACUCUGAAAUGUGCUUCAGCCUGAAACUGAAGAACAAAAAGUUACCGCCAUUCCUGGCCGAGAUAUGGGAUGUCGAUUUGAAGACAUAGUAGAGGAGGAUACGAGAAAAUCCGGAGAACCCGGGAAGGGUGGUGCUCCUUUGUUUCGCUGUUCGUUUUUAACUUUUAAUUUCUCUGAUGAGUUGUACAUACAGUGAGAGAGAGAGAGAAAGAGAUAUGGCAUGAAAUCAGAUUACUUAACACAAAGAGAAUGACAGUUGGACAGUGCACCACCAAAGUUGGCUGUGAAAUAUUAUAUAAAAGUUAUUCUUUUUUUACUACUAACCCUCGACGGCAUCUAGAAAUGUUAUAUUAUGAAUAGUUUUUAUUUAGAUGAUUAUGUAGUUCGAUUUUCGUAUAAGAAUCAAACUAUACGUAGAUUUUAUAAGCCUCUAUGAACUUUUAUAAAACUUUAUCUUGGCAAAAUGCUUACUUAAUUGGUAAGACUGGACUGGACUGAAAACAAGGUGCCUUCACGAAAAAAAAACAAGGAUCAUUCAGACUGAGGGCAGGUGCAAGCGAAAACUAGGGACCGUUGAACAGGAAGGGAAAAUUUUAUGAUCUGGAAUCGAUAAUUUAAAGUGCAAUUUAGUUUUUAAUAAAUUAUUAUUGAUUCGUUUAGAUGAAUUUUACGCACCAAUUUAGGAGUGGAUACGGGGGGCAGAAUUACUUCAUACAAAAUUAUUAAGAAUAAAAUGCAACCGUCCGAUGUAGCGUCUUGCAACGUUAACAAUGACAGUGGAAGUGAAGUGAUUCAAACACACCGACUCUGACAGUGCUAUUUCCUGACGUGUGCCAUUUAUUUUUGGGCAUGGGUCACACAUACGUAUAAUAAUAACCACUUUACAGACUAUCCUGCCUUUAAGAACUAUUGAUGUUUAAACUCUUUUGAUGUGUAGUUCAUAGUCUACUCAUUUUUUAUACGAUAUAGUUUCCGCCAUUAGUAUUUCUGCUGCUACAUAUACAAGCAUUACAUAACGUAUAUACAUAUUUUUCAUCGAUGUAGAUAAAACAUAUUUUCAUAAAUGAGACAGAUGUAUUUUUUUUCAGACACCGUUAUUUUUGCGCGCCAUCUAAUGCCUUACGGACAUGGCCCGGCCAGCUGUGCACAAAAUCCCACUCUCACUUUCACUACAACUUGAUUAGUCCCUAACAAUAAAAAAAAAAGAUCUCAAAGAUAACCACAACAAAUCGUACAUAUAAAGAAUAUUUGGUAUCGUCCAAUAGUUUUUAUAUACAGUGUGGACCAGGACAUUUUUUCAAAAAUUUGAUCGAAUGCAUGAAUCGAAUAAAUUUUAUUAUGAUAAUCCAAUUGGUUGGUCAUCUGUUUAUUAAAAGUUUGGCUAAAUAGCUUUCAUUUGUAUCACUUAAGAGGGCUCUAUAGCAAAUAGACAACCAGCAAUACAUUUGUAUAGAUUUUAUUACACAGUUUGUC
Anoplophora glabripennis (Asian longhorned beetle) is the source of this 3661-nucleotide messenger RNA. It is a transcript of the gene EcR, whose product is annotated as ecdysone receptor. NCBI's taxonomy places the organism in Eukaryota, Metazoa, Arthropoda, Insecta, Coleoptera, Cerambycidae. The transcript is spliced from 10 exons. The record is from RefSeq and is a predicted model, not a curated record. Gene Ontology annotation, molecular function: zinc ion binding; ecdysone binding; RNA polymerase II cis-regulatory region sequence-specific DNA binding. Bases 565 to 2277 code for a protein of 570 amino acids. Gene Ontology annotation, biological process: cell differentiation; negative regulation of transcription by RNA polymerase II; positive regulation of transcription by RNA polymerase II. Gene Ontology annotation, cellular component: nucleus.